UGAUUACUAUACGUGGUAGUUUUUUUAAAAACAAGCUCGCAGAUCUUACAGCUGUACGUUUCAUUCGUUAUAUAACAAAAUCGAAGCCAAACUAUUGAUUUACCUUUGCAAUUUAUCACAGAUCUGUGCUUGUUGUUUGUCGCGUCAACCAAAAAAAAAACAAGCGGGCAGCUUCAUUCCCUUAAGCAAGACUUCACGGCUAUACAGUUGUGGAAAAUCAGAGGGCAGCAAAACAAGUUGCUGCCCUAGAAGUCGCUAGAGAUGAGCUACGUUGGUACCACUGGACAUGUCAACGAGGGGGAGGGGGGUACCAAAAAGGAGGAGCGGCAAGCAAGAGCAUUGGAGGAACAGGAAGUUCAAGGAGUAAGCACAGGAGAAACUCACGAGAAGAUCACUACGGGAAGUGAGAGAGCGGAAGAGUCUACAUCCCAACACCAAGGAUCAUCUAGAUCAUCCACAAAACCACCUUCUGAGUCAACUAUGGAGAAACUCAAGAAAAUGUACCCUGACAUGGACAAAAAACUGGUAUUUGCACCGCUACUGCCAGAGAUAGUGCGAGACAAUCCUGUUGCUGAACAAAUGGUUGGCGAUGAAUUUACUUCUUGGCUUCGCAGGACAGGACUGAAGGGUAUUUUGUGGAAAGAGCAAAUGAAAGAAGGGUUUUUUUUUAUUCCUUCUUUGGGAAGCGAAGCAAACAUUUUAGUAGCAGAACUUAAUUGUUUUGACUCAAGCGAUCCUUUGAAAGACAAAUCAGAAAAAGUUUGGGGCGAGUACUGGGAGAAAGAUUUACAGCGAGUCAUAGAGAAUGAAUGGGAAGCGACAGGAUCAAAGGCCUCGUUUGAGAAAAAAACUCGAAUUCGAUGGAUAUAUAUUGAACGAAGGAAUCGAAAAAUUGCUUGCUUGGAAUUAGAUUUCCAUGUCAAGAGAGCCAAAAUCUACCGUGUGUUAAAUUAUUUGAAAGACUGGCAACCAUUAGUGUAUAGAAACGGAGCAAUUGAAUUGGGGGAUGCGGGGCUUACUAAUCGAAAAAUUUACUACAGAUACGACGACGAACAAGAUUUUAAAAGAGUGUUCGAAGCCUUUGUCUUCUUCGAAGAUGACAAACAGUAUGUGUCUGAAAUGUCGACUCUAGCGUUGGAGGAAUAUAACUGGAGUCAAAUGUUUAGCAACGUGGUUUACCGUCCAUUAGUUCAUGGUAAACUUCUUCCCACAGUUCUUAACGACAUAUUCCCCAAUUUAAGAAAUCAAAUGGAAUAUCUUACAAGUCUCGAUGCACUCCUGAAACAAACAAAAUCAACGGGAAUUGUUCGUAAAGUAAAGAAAGAUAAAAAUUACUUCGCCGAGAUAGCUCAUCCUUAUAAGGUGUUACGCCCUGGUAAUUUCUACUUCCUAUAUAACAGCCAGUUGGGAAGCAUCUCUCUCAUUUCGAUAGAACGAACUUAUCAGCAGCUCAGCGAAAAUUUCAUUUCGCUGUUUGAGAACCACGUGAGGUUACAAUUUCUUCUUCCUCUUGAUCCAAAUCUGAAACACGUGUCUUCUCGUCACAUCACUGGAAUACUGAAAAACAUCAACUUUGUUGUAAUUGCUGACUUAUCCCAACAGUUAUCAGGCACUUGUGAUCAGCUUUUUUUCCAGGCCCCAGAAAUGUACCAGAAAGAAUCACGUAAGGCUUUCACGGCAUCCUAUUACUUUUCUACAAGCCGUUAUAAUAAGCUUUCUGUACAGAAAAUAAUAAACCAAACAAUAUUAACUAUGACUGACAAGAAACUUUCUGAAAACAUGGAUUUUUCUUUUUCGUGGUUCCUGUCACGGUUAACAAUUGCAUAUAGGAAUGGAACUGGACCAUUCGAAUUCUACAAACUUGACAACGAGCUCAAACUAGAGGAGUGUAAUGGUGAGAAUGUGUUCGGCAACAAGAUGGAAAAAUUAGAUGCAGAGAGAACAGACGUAGAGAAUGCGAAACUCAUAAUUACAGCACUUCUGUCAUUCGAAGAUUUUAUCCCAAUAGGAAAUUAUUUUGCAAAACAAAUGACUGUUAGUUCUGAUAUUGAACCGAGAUCGGACAACUUAAAAAGGUCACCAAGAGAUACAGUUGCUGUUAGUUCUGUUGAAACGAGAUUGGACGACUUUAAGUUGUCUAAUUUGCUAUUAAAAGAAUCCAUGUUGAAAAGAUGGGAAAAGCUGUACAAAAGUGGGACCAACGAAGAAAGAGCCCAGUAUCUGCUGUCGGUCAAACAGUUUCUUCAAAAGGAGAUAGUGAUUUCCAGAGCAGAGAAGCAGAGUGUUCUCGAAUUACUCAAGUCAGUUACAAUGCAGCAUUGUUCCGCAUUGACUUCUAACCAUCUCCAAGAAUUUCUCAUCCGGACUGCUUCCGUAGAAACUGGCUAUGAAUUGAUCGAAUGGCUAAUAGACACAGUUGAUCUAACAUCUAGUGCAGAUUUCAAGUCUAAACUGUCUUCUCUUCUUCUGAAUGCAUGUCGCUUGAACGAUUACUCUGUGGUCCGAACUGUCUUCAUGAUCUUAAAGAAGUGUGAUAAUUUGCAGAGUGAGUUGGAGAAAAUUGACCAAGAUGGAAACACAGUUUUGACUAUUUCAUGUGAUAAUCCAAAUCCCAAUAUUGAAAUUGUUGAGACAAUUCUGCGUGAAGGACUUCCCGACGAACUACUGCUGCAUCAGUUUGCAGGCAAAAAUGCUUAUGAGUGGGCUAAACUCCAUAGCAACCAAGCUUUGAAAAGUUUGCUAGUUGCUGAAGUCAGCCGUCAAAAAUUGUUUCUAAUGCCUUCAGAGCAGAGACAGCGACUGAGUCAUCGAAGCAACUUGUCUAAAAAACUGACAAAGACAGUGGAAGAAGUUUACGAGCUCAAAAAAAAGGUUAAUAAAUUGGCAAUGGUCGGUGGCCGAGAUGUCAGCAGUAACAUUGCGUCAUUGCAAACACUCGUGAAAAAAUCCUACAGGAUUUCGCUGCGUAUCGAAGAAAAAGAAAAGAGCCCAGACAAAUUCAAACCAGAGGAGCUCGAAAAAAUCAAUGAAAAGCUGAGCAACAUCACGGGUAAUCUCAAACGUGUGUCAGGGUUUGUGACCUUCAAAACAUCCAAAUUGGACAAAGAGGAUUGUGAUGUUGCAUGGACGUCAAAGGAAGAAAUUCAAAUUAAACGCAAGUACCAAAAAGUUGAAGAAGACUUGAAUGAUGUAGAUACAUUUUUAUCAGGCUCAGGCUGAGAUUAAACUUUUGUAAACAUACGAAAAAAAUCUAGAAUCCCUCUUGGUAGAAUGACCGAUCAUGACUCACAAAUUAUUUUUAUACAGUCUAAACCCAGGUAAAAAAUCGAGAAAAAAGGUUAGUAACCAAUCAGCGUUUUCCACAAAGUAAAAAUUUUAGAAAGUUAAAAAACUUUCUGCCGUGCCGUUCAAAUUGUCUGCCAAAAAAAUCUAGAAUCCCUCAUGGCAGAAUGACCGAUUAUGACUCAAAAAUUAUUUUUAUCCAGUCUAAACCCAGGGAAAAAAUCG
Molecule: messenger RNA, 3507 nt
Organism: Symsagittifera roscoffensis
Lineage: Eukaryota; Metazoa; Xenacoelomorpha; Acoela; Convolutidae
Exons: 5
Coding region: 262-3219 (985 amino acids)
Source: RefSeq, a predicted model, not a curated record